ACAAGGACCCCCAAACAUCCGGCCGAAACGAAUCGUUUCGGGCUUUCGCAGUAGCGGCCUCUUCUCCCGGCAACUUCCCACUACUGCCCCCCACCAUUCUUAUCAACUUCUUGUUGCUUUUGCUCCAAGCUUUCCGUUCCAUUAAUUUUUUUAAAAAUAUUUUUCAAACCUUUUCGUUUCAAACUGUUCCAACGAGCUGCAAUACGACUCGCCAAAGGUGCGAUUUUGUUUCGAAAUUCUCCAACUAAAUAAACAAAAUACGUAUUUAGUUUUUGUGGGUAUUAUAUUGCGGCAACUUCCAACUGUUCCUCUGUCCGGAGGUGCUUCGAUUAUUGCGGUGGAUUUUGUUUUCAAUUUCUUCAACCGAUAAAUCAGAGUUUUGAUUUAUCAAUUGCUGGAUUCUUGUUUCCAUUUCCUUCGGGGUUGACUGAACUGCGACUUCUGGUAAUCAUCUAGAAGUUCCAGUCGGCUUCCAUUUGGCUAUUUCUAUCGGGUUGAAUUUGGAGUCCCCAGUUGAAAAUUCAAUGCGAUUUUCAAUUGGGUCCUUCUGAUUCUUUGGAAGGUUCUUGUUCGAAGAAUUUUCAACUGGGUUUUUUGGGUUCCAUUGAUUUAUUGGAAAGUUCCGUUCUUGGAGUUGAGAGGAUAUAAAUUUGAGGUUUUCGGAUCGACUUUUUGUGGGGCUUUUGGGUUUUCUUGAUUCAUUGGAAAGGUUCUUUUUUUUGGGUUGAAAAUGUAAAUUUGAGGUUUUCGAUUCGAUUUUUUGGUCCUGCAUAUACAAGUGAGCUUGAAGGAUUUGGUUUUUCCGGGAUUUUAGAGCUUUGAGCAAUGAGGAGUGGUUGAUCAUUUAUUUCUGGGUUUUGGGUGCCCUUAGUUCCUUGGAAAGUUUCCUUUUUCGGGUGGAAAGACCGUAAAUUCGAGGUUUUCGAAUAGGAGUUUUGGUCCUGGUGAAUUUUCUUGGAUUUUAGAGUUUCUGAGAUGGGGUUGAUGAUGUAGUUCUGGGUUUUGAUUUGGGUUUUGGGGGAUUGAUUAGGAUGGAGGAAGCUCAAGGCGGCACGAGUUCGUUGCCUCCUUUCCUUUCCAAGACAUAUGAGAUGGUAGAUGAUGCUUCAACAGAUUCAAUUGUGUCAUGGAGUGCCAGUGAUAAGAGCUUCAUUGUUUGGAACCCGCCGGAUUUUGCUAGAGAUUUGCUGCCAAAGUUCUUCAAGCACAACAACUUCUCUAGCUUCAUCAGGCAGCUCAAUACCUAUGGUUUUAGAAAAAUUGAUCCGGAGCAAUGGGAAUUCGCCAAUGAUGAUUUUAUAAGAGGUCAGCCACACCUUAUGAAGAACAUCCAUAGGCGAAAGCCGGUGCACAGCCACUCUUUGCAGAAUCUUCAAGUCCAAGGCCAAGGGCAAGGGACUUCAUUGUCCGAAGCUGAACGGCAGAGUAUGAAGGACGAAAUCAAGAGCCUUAAACAUGAGAAAGAACGCCUUGCUGUGGAAUUACAGAGGCAUGAACAGGAGCGGCAUGGAUUGGAGUUGCAAAUGCAGUUCUUGAAGGACCGUUUGCAACACAUGGAAGGGCAGCAGCAAACCAUGGCGGCUUUCGUGGCUAGGGUUUUGCAGAAACCGGGGAUUGCCUCUAAUCCUGUUCCACAAUUGGAAGUCCGUGAGCGAAAGAGAAGGUUGCCAAGAACCAGUUGGCCUUUCGACGAUGCUAACAAUGGAAAUAAUCAGAUGGUUAGUUCAGAAGCUGUAAUUAGAGAAAACGGGGGUUUGGAAAAGUUGGAGCAGUUGGAGUCAUUCCUAACAUUUUGGGAAGAUACCAUUCAUGAUGUUGGUCACAAUAACAUUCCACUUGUGGAUGAAUCUACAAGUGGUAAUGAAAGCACAGCCGUAUCUUCCAUGCAAUUGAAUGUUGACAUUCAGUCCAAAUCCCCUCAAAUUGACAUGAAUUCUGAGCCCGCUGCAUUUGUUGCUCCUGAGCCUGCUGCAUCGCAAUCCUCUAUGGAACAAACAGCUGGAAUUGCUGCUUCUGCACCCACCACUGCCUUGAUACAACAACCGUCUAAUGAAAAACCAGCCGGAACCACCUCUUCUGCACCCACCGGGGUCAAUGACGGAUUUUGGGAACAGUUCUUGACAGAGAAUCCUGGCACGUCAGAAGCACAGAAAGUUCCGUUGGAAAGAAAGGAUUCCGAUGGUAGAAGUAAUGACAGCAAACCUGGUGAUCAUGGCAGGUUGUGGUGCAAUAUAAGGAAUGUAAAUAACCUUACAGAACAGAUGGGGCAUCUUACUCCAUUAGAGAAAACCUGAUACUAGUUACUUUAUUCCGGUAUAAAUUUAGGUAUGAAUAUUUUGUUCUGGCAUUCAUAGAUAUUCUGUGUUUGUGUUCAUUUUCUUCUUGGUCAUCUUUAUAUUUUGAUUAGUAUUCUUAUACCUAUAAACUAAAUAAUAUCACUUAAUAUGUUUAUGUCCAAAA
This is a messenger RNA of Pyrus x bretschneideri (Chinese white pear), 2460 nucleotides long. RefSeq names its product heat stress transcription factor A-4c. Gene Ontology annotation, molecular function: RNA polymerase II cis-regulatory region sequence-specific DNA binding; DNA-binding transcription factor activity. The record is from RefSeq and is a predicted model, not a curated record. Gene Ontology annotation, biological process: regulation of transcription by RNA polymerase II. Lineage: Eukaryota; Viridiplantae; Streptophyta; Magnoliopsida; Rosales; Rosaceae. Gene Ontology annotation, cellular component: nucleus.